CUAUCUCAAAUAUCCCACCACAAAAAAGGGCUGGUGGAGUGGCUCAAGUGGUAAGAGCAAGUGAGGCCCUGAGUUCAAAUCCCAGCGUUGCCAAAAAAACCUGUAACUUUUAGAAUCUCCAAUUAAGAGGCAGAUAAAUUGGAUGUGGUCACUGGGGGAGCUCUUAUGCCAGCAGUUUUAGUAAAGUUGUGGGAGUGGACCCCUUUGGGGUGGACAAGUGAAUGGAAUUUGAAUCCAUUUGUUUGUUUAUUGCAAAUGCCAAGGUCUGGGAGGGUCUCAGAAGUGAAAUAUAAGAAAAUACAGACGAGGUCCCUUCCUUAGUGUGGCUUAUCCGAGCAGGAAAGGUGACAUUUAUAAAGUAAUCACAACUCUUGUCUAAUGAUACAGUGCUUGAACUAUUCAGAGCUGUGAUAGCAUUUAAAAGGUGGAUCUGGCCUACUGCAGGAAGGAAAGUGAGGAAGAAUUGGGAAAAUGAAGUAUGAAUGGAGUUAAGCAGAAGCAGAGCUUUGGAGAACACAAAAGAAAGCCUUCGUGGCCGCAGAGCUGAGAGCAAGAAGGAAGAGAGAGAGAAGAGACUCCAAGCACAGAAAGGAUCAGAGUAAGCCGGAAAAGGCUGGGAGAGACCGUUGCAUGCAAAACUACGCUUCCCGGGAAGCAUUGGGCCACCGUAGCCGGAAGUGAGAAAGAGCACCAUGUCUGCGGAAGUCCCCGAGGCAGCCUCGGCAGAGGAGCAGAAGGAAAUGGAAGAUAAAGUGACUAGUCCAGAGAAAGCUGAAGAAGCAAAAUUAAAAGCAAGGUAUCCUCACCUGGGACAAAAGCCUGGCGGUUCAGAUUUUUUAAGGAAACGAUUGCAGAAAGGGCAAAAAUAUUUUGAUUCUGGGGAUUAUAACAUGGCUAAAGCAAAGAUGAAGAACAAGCAACUUCCUACUGCAGCCCCGGAUAAGACAGAGGUCACUGGUGACCACAUUCCCACUCCACAAGACCUUCCUCAGCGAAAACCAUCCCUCGUUGCUAGCAAGCUGGCUGGCUGAUUAAAAGAGAUGAACUGCAUGAGUCUUCUAAUUCCCGUUAUUUCUCCUUAAUAUCUUACUUACCCACUUUUUGUUUCCUUUCAUUCACUAAGUCUUUUGAGACUGACAGCUUUGCAGGUAGCGGUAGUGUGUGCUGCUAUUGUAAGGGAAUAUACAUGUGUAGAGUUUUUGAUUAGUUUAACACUGCACUGAUGAAAAGGACAUGUUAGAGCAUCAUAAGUAAUCUACUUGAAAAUAAUUGUAUAUAUUACCUAACUCCUAGUGUAGGACUGGUUCCAACAAGUAACAAGCAAAGUUUUACAAUUUUAAUGUUUUGGUUUUCCUUACUUCAUCUUAAUUAUAGCUUUGUAUGUUACUCCUAUUUAAUCUUUGUUGUAUUGAUUUCUCUGUAUUUUCCUUUUGGAUUUUGUAAAAACAGAAGUUUAAGACCACAAGUUGGAAGGAAAGUAACAUAAUUCAGACACAAGUAGAUGGGGCUCCAAAAGAUUUGACUAACUGUGCUUGAACUUGAAUGGCCUUAAACCUGUUUCAGCUUUAACAAUAUAGAAUUUUACUUGGGCAAUAUUUGUCCAUUCUGGUGUAACUUAUGUGACUUCAGUGCUAAUAGCUAUCAUUGAAGCUAGUGUCUUACUCAGUUCUGUAGUGUUAGAAUUCCUUUCAUUGUUGAAGAUGUGAAUGAAGUACGCAUGUGCAUUGACUGUUGCAUUCACUUUUGUGCCAUUUUUGUAAAUACAAUAUUUUGCACAACCUUUCACAAAUGUCUGUAUUAAUUUCACAUACUAGAAAGUAGAUAAUGUGCCAACUAGAAGCACAAGAGUUCCUACACAAAAUAUCAUUACAGCUUUUAUAAAAUAAGAAUAGUUUACAAUCUUGGGCAUAUAGAAAACUGAAAGCUUUGCUCAGUCUGCCAUAGAAUUAAACUUUUUUGUUUGUUACUAAUACCAUGACUUUCAGUGGCCUUGUGCAAAUAUGAUGUGUUUCUUUAGGCAUAUCUUUUAUCCUUUGCAAAACAUUUCAUUUUGGCAUUUAUGAAAAUUGCAACUCAUGUAAUUUAUAUAAACUUUCUAAAUGUAGAAACUUUUUACUUCCAUACUCAGCUUUGGGGACAGUAGAGUAAAAGGCUUGCAUUUUCUGCUUCCUCUCCCACCAAUCUUGUUUUUUUUUAAAUCUUCUUUGACUCAUGGUAUUGGGCAGUUCAAUUUAUGGGAAAGCAUGUAUCUAUGUCUUCUCUUUAAAUUUGCUCUGCAACACUCUCAUGGUUUCUUUCUAGCUGCUCAGUGAACCACACUUAAUUCUGUAUUGCUAAUAUUUGACAGUUUAAAUUAAAAAAACUUUUGAGAUUUCUCUGCUGGGGAUCAAACAGGGUUUCUCACACGUUAGGGAAGCAUUCUGCAAUGAGCUACAUCCCUAUCCCUAAGGGAACUUUAUAAUGAACCAAAUAGUUGAGAAGACUGGUCCAGGAAACUAUGUCAGGAAAAGCAGAAUUCUGGUAAAUAAUUAUGUUGGGCUAAGAGAAUUAGGCUUGAGACAAUUAGAGUAAUUUACAUGAUAGAUAAAACAUUCAUCUGUUUUAAAACUUUCAGAAUUUCCUUCUGUGGAUGUCAUUUUAAUAAAAUAAUUUAAUUGUACUUACAGUUUAUCUAGUUAGAACUUUACUGAACUUUAUCCGGACAAAUUUACCAUCUUCUUAGAGCUCUUUCCCAAGUUGUAAUGCUGUAGCACAAUGAGGAUCAGUAGCCUGAGACACUGUUUUUCUCUUUGUCUUUGACUUGCACAAAGCUUCACCUCCUUUGCAUCCAGUCAUCUUUUUUAGGUCUUGGAUCCAUUAGUAUACCUGCUUUCCUGUGAUUCUAAAUUACAGUAGAUGGUGCCUUGAACACAGCACCUGCACUUAAAUGGCUUAUUGUCCUGCUCCACUCACCCCAAAAGGCAGAGCAGCAACAAACUCAGUACUGUGCUUAUUUCUAAUUUUAUGGUUCAGUUGUAUAUAAAUACAUUUGUAACAAGAGCAAGUAGAUUAUUCUGCAAUGUGUGUAACUCAUUAUAAGAUAAAUUUAAGAAUUUUUAAAUACCCCAAAGUAAAAUUUCUAUUACAUCUAGUCUUGUUUUUCAUGAAUAUUUGCAAGCUAUUACCAUUAAAUUCCAACAUCAGAUAAGACUAAUCUGAAAGAGCAGAGAUCAUGUUAUUCCUGACCAUGAUGGGAUUCCUGUGGUUUAUGACAAGUGACAUAACAUCUGCUUGAAUUUUAAUUUGUAAAAUACCAUGCUAAUAUGUAACCUACCUCAAAGCUUGUUGAGGAUCUGUGAAAUACUGAGUAAGUGCCCAAAAUAAAAUGCUGUUGAUUGUCUUUUUUAUUAAAAGUAAAUUUCCUCAUUAAACCAACCUGCCUUCUGUGAAGUCACAGUGCUUAAAAUCUCAGGAUUUUCCAUUAGGAAAGACCUGUCAUUAAGGAUUUGUAGGUAAAAUUGUGUAGCCUUGAUUAUUGGUGCUUGACAUAGAGGCUUUAAAUUUUUCUACUUUUUUUUUCUGUUUCAAAGCUUGGUCUAUUGACACUUCUACAGGCUCUUUAAAUCACUUCAAUGAAGAUUUUGAUGAGCGGAGCUUAAUUUUCCAUUUCUAUUAUUUCAGAGUUCUCGGUUGAGAAAUGGCUAACUUUAGCCAUUGUCCUGUUUAUCUAUAAAUUAAUGUUAGAGUAAACUGAAGUUGGACAUAGCAUACUUUAUGAAAAUUGACUAAAGUGUGAAAUUGUUUCAUGACCAGUAGCUCCUACUUUUCAUAUGGUUCCGAGACACAUUCAUUCUUGAAGGCUCCAUCUUAUAAUUCUUAGUAAAUGGGAUGGGAUUGUUUGAAUUGAAUUUGUAGUCUACAAAUUUUUCAAUAAUCUUGUGCUGCUGACCUAAAAAUGUCUUAACUAUUCAAGGCAGGCCUGGUAAGGCCUCUGUUACUACUUCAACAGUUAGAAUCAGUUGUUUUUUUACUUACUAGAAGCAGGUAGUGUAUGGGAAUUUUUGAGUGGUUACCAAAGCAGUUUCUCUGAUGGCCUUUCACAUUCCCCAGCAAACAUGCUUCUACUUUUCAUUUUCCUUCUUUUAUCUCCUCUUAUACACGCACAUCCCUGUGUAUUUCUAAAGUCCUCUGUAGGCACUUACUAAAUGGUUUUAAGACCGAUGAAUUAUUCAUCCUUUAUCAUUUUGAAUAUACCAAAUUUAGGACAUUACAAGUUUUCUAAACUAUUCUAAUCUGGAUAAGGACUAAUAUGAACUACUAUCCCAACUCUGUAACUUAGCACGCACUGCCGGUUUCCCUGUGUCUUUUUCCCCAGCUCCCCCACUACAUCUUGUAAAACUGGGAUCAAAGAAACCUCUGUGAUGGUUAGUCUACAGAUUAAAAAUGCCAUUUUGAGUAGUGUUUCACUAGUUUAUACCUAAGUAAGUAGACCUUGUAAGUUUUAAUCUACAAAUCACUGAUGGUUGUGAUAGCCAUUAAUGUAUGUUUGUAUUAUGUUACUAGCAGUUGAAAGAAAACAUCUUACUUCAUUAAUAUGCCCUCAAAUCUAUUACUACAUCUCUACCAUUCGUUAUGCAAUAGGACACUUUGCCUGUAUUAAAAGGGCCAAGAGUAAAUGCUUUUUUGUUAAACAUGUCUGUAGAGUUGGCAGUUAAUGCUGAAAUUUGUCAAAUAGUCUGUCCAAAAUUAUACUUGUAAAAUACCCAAAAAAUAAAUUGAU
Molecule: messenger RNA, 4759 nt
Organism: Castor canadensis (American beaver)
Lineage: Eukaryota; Metazoa; Chordata; Mammalia; Rodentia; Castoridae
Source: RefSeq, a predicted model, not a curated record